AUGUGGGCUGAACUGUUUGAAACUCAUGCUCACGCCACUCAGGUGCUCCACCACAACAUUCCUCAAGCUGGCCUAGAGCCUCCUGCGCGCACCGAUGCUUCCUAUGCUCGGUGGGCCACUCUUGACUCUACUGUCAAACAGUGGAUUUAUUCCACCAUCUGCUUUGAUCUUCUCGCCACUUUUAUGGAGAAAGGUUCUACUGCUAUGGCUACUUGGAACCGUAUCGCUUCUAUAUUUGAGGACAAUCAGAACUCUCAUGUUGUCGCUCUCGACCAGGAUUUCAUCUCCACUCGCAUGGAUGAUUUUCCUAGUGUUUCAGUGUAUUGUCAGCGUCUGAAACAUAUCUCUGAUCAGUUGAGGAAUGUUGGUGCCCCAGUCAGUGACCAUCGUCUUGUUCUCCAGUUGGUCUCUGGUCUCACUGAGCCUUUCCGUGCUGUUGCCACUCUGAUCCGUCAGAGCGAGCCUUUGCCUCCUUUUCUCAAGGUCCGCUCCAUGCUGAUUCUAAAGGAAUCUGGUCUUGCCAAGAUGUCAGGCUCUGCCUCUAGGACUGCUCUGCACACCUCUACUUCUCAUCCACGGAACUCCGAUGACUCUACUUAG
Molecule: messenger RNA, 600 nt
Organism: Lotus japonicus
Lineage: Eukaryota; Viridiplantae; Streptophyta; Magnoliopsida; Fabales; Fabaceae
Exons: 1
Coding region: 1-600 (199 amino acids)
Source: RefSeq, a predicted model, not a curated record